AUUGUAGGAUAUCAGGACAGUAGACACAGCUUCUGAUUGGCUAAUUGCAAAUUUGGGUAUGGCACUUUAACAAAUUGUGCAAUACUUUGGUGAUCUCCUUGGGCAAUUCAAAAUACCAAAUGUUAAGACAUUAUGCAGGAUUCAAUAUCCUACGAUAACCACAUUAAUAUAUUUAAUAUACAACAUCCUUCUUCUUUGUGUCAAGUCAUUGACACAAAGAGUGCUUCCUCUUUGUGUCAAGUCAUUCGUCAAGAAUAUUAAGUAAUAGAACAACAGAUGACCCUUUAAAUUGGUCUCAUGCAGUAAUAUAGCACAACAUCACAUUUGAGUACUAUGUGUACUUGAUUAAGUUGGGUGUUACAAUAAACAGUAUUAUUAUAUGGCAAGGUAGUCUUGAGGUCAAUCCGAGCAUUCUGAUUGUUUCUUUCUUGGUCAGGAUUUUGCCAUAUGACCGUAGAAAUGGUCAUUAGCCUUUUUUGUUUUGUUUUCAAAAUCCAGCAAGCAUGGCCCAAGUGCCAUACAAUAAACUACUUACUAACUUAACUUGUGCAAACUGUAGUGGGGAUUAUUGACCCUCGGUCGUUUUUGUACAGAAAUCACUGCGCUUACUAUAUGCUAUAUGGGGAUUAACUGUCUUACCCCUUCAUCACCUUUUAUUCAGUCUUGUAGUCUAUUAUCAGUUGUUAAAUAACACAUGCUCACCUUUAUUACUUUGAUUUAAAUCUUAAAGAAACAAAGGAGAAGCUUAUGUGUAAGAGUUUGGUCUUCUUUGCAAUUAAUAACUUAUCAACUGAAUAGGGAUAUUGUUUCCUCUGCAAUUAAAUAACUUAUCAAAUACAUGUACAUAAAUUAAACAUUAGUUGUUAUCAUCUGGGUGAGGCUGGACAGUCACAACUUACUGUUUCACCAACUUGUGGGCAUUUGAUAAACGUUUUGAUGCACUAAAUGAAAUUCACUAAGUAGCAGAACUUUGAGCUUGCUGAUCAAGUUUUGAUCAACCUUGUACACAGAGUACAACCUUAGCUAUAUUAGAAUUGUUUCUCAAAUAAUAUGUGAAAAUACUAGAGUAAGAUCUGCAGACAACUAAGUUUUACACUUAACUGAUGCCAAUACUGACCUCUUGUUUUAGGAAUAUAAAACGUACAAGGAAACCUUUGUCAAGAAAUUUGAGCUCACAAGAUUACCACGUUUUCUCAUUAUGUGUGUCAAGAGGUUUACAAAAAAUAUGUUCUUUGUGGAGAAAAACCCCACCGUCGUAAAUUUUCCGGUCAAGGGGGUGGACAUGGCAGAGUACCUGGUGUCAGAUCCUGCCAUACAGGAUGCACAUCCUCACACUCAGUAUGAUCUUAUUGCAAACAUUUGUCAUGAAGGAGAACCAGGCAAAGGUAAGCUGAUGCACUUUCCUCUUACUAUGUACUUACUUUAGUUUGUAAAUACUGUUUGGUCUUACUGCCUGUGGGAACAAAAAUAGUGGCCAG
Messenger RNA from Orbicella faveolata, 1478 nucleotides. RefSeq names its product ubiquitin carboxyl-terminal hydrolase 39-like. The record is from RefSeq and is a predicted model, not a curated record. Gene Ontology annotation, biological process: mRNA processing; protein deubiquitination; spliceosomal complex assembly. Gene Ontology annotation, molecular function: zinc ion binding; cysteine-type deubiquitinase activity. NCBI's taxonomy places the organism in Eukaryota, Metazoa, Cnidaria, Anthozoa, Scleractinia, Merulinidae.